UAUUCCUCAUUUCACAUUUUGGAUUGUUUUAACUUCACGCUGCAGCUGUUACCGUUUAGAUUUUAGUUCGCCGACAAAAAUGGUCUAUCGAAGAUUCGGUGUUAAUUUUUUUUUCGCGAUAUGUCUCUUCGGUGUUUUAGAAGAAGCGAAGAUGCAAACUGUAACCUCUUCAUCGGGAUCAUCAGUGACCGUUGAUUCUUCGAAAACGCAUUACUAUACAGACAUAAACAACGGAGAAUUGGGCAUCAGAAUUUUGUACGAUUCAAAAGUACCACGUCCUCGAAUGGAUGUAACGAUUUACUACGAUACGGAAGUUAAAAUUGCUUCAGAUUUCUUCCAAACUCAGUUGAUAGAUCAAGUUUUUCAAGAUUUCACCGCAUGCGGAGUUGCGUGGAAUUUCAUGCCAUGUGGAACAUCCAAAUUUGACAACACCGGCGUAUUAUUUUGUCCUGUGGGUGAAGACCAAUGCACAUUCGAUAAAAUUCACGCCUGCGUUGCAACUAUGUCUGCGCAGGAUCAGACGAAAAUUGGCCAAUUUGUCGUCUGUUUUUUCAACAACAAUAAAAAUGUUGAUCUGUGCCUCGGUAAAAUUGGUUUAAAUCCAGCCGAUGUGAAUGCAUGCGCAGGUCCUCAAGGCCAAGGGGCCACCCAGUGUAAUGCGUUCAAUGCUCGAAUCCACCCUAAUGGUAGCCCAACACCACCACCAGGACCUUCGACCGGAACAGUGACCACCGACGUUACGACCGACUUCAAAGGUGUCUUAUGCGGACAAUUCGCCGAUGUUAAUCUUCAAUGUAAAACUUGCCCACCACCAGCACCUCCAUCGCCGCCACCAACACCAUCAGUAUUUCCACCAACAGUUCCACCAACAGUUCCACCAACAUUCCUGCCAACAUCACCACCAACAUCACAACCACCACCAUCACCAUCUGGCUGAUGAGAGCCACCAAAAAAUGAAAUUUAUUUAUAAUAUUUCCCUAUUAGUUUCAAGUUAUACAAUUGCUACUUUUCUCUCACUGAAUAAAUUUCCAUAAUAUGCAUUGUA
This is a messenger RNA of Planococcus citri (citrus mealybug), 1045 nucleotides long. RefSeq lists its product as uncharacterized. Bases 80 to 937 code for a protein of 285 amino acids. Lineage: Eukaryota; Metazoa; Arthropoda; Insecta; Hemiptera; Pseudococcidae. Gene Ontology annotation, molecular function: oxidoreductase activity, acting on a sulfur group of donors, disulfide as acceptor. The record is from RefSeq and is a predicted model, not a curated record. The transcript is spliced from 7 exons.